Messenger RNA from Cryptotermes secundus, 1371 nucleotides. RefSeq names its product integral membrane protein 2C. Gene Ontology annotation, biological process: negative regulation of amyloid precursor protein biosynthetic process. Gene Ontology annotation, cellular component: extracellular exosome; plasma membrane; Golgi apparatus. Gene Ontology annotation, molecular function: amyloid-beta binding. The transcript is spliced from 7 exons. NCBI's taxonomy places the organism in Eukaryota, Metazoa, Arthropoda, Insecta, Blattodea, Kalotermitidae. The record is from RefSeq and is a predicted model, not a curated record. The coding region runs from base 83 to 1021 and encodes 312 amino acids.
ACUUGUUGGAACUAUAACGCCAUUGAUUUUAUGGUGGUUGAUUGGUUUGAGAAGCAGUUGAUGUUUAAGUUUAAUAGUUAAAAUGACGGUUAUAACGAAACCCAUUACUGAUAAGAAGGCAGAUAAAUUAGAUGAGCCUCUUGUGGAAAAUGAAGAAAUUGAAAGUCUGCCCCCUAAGGUGGACCUGGAGGCUGCUGCCCAUGCAGAGCCACAGUAUUUCAUUCUGAAGGCUCGUGCACGUCGUGUCUCAACAGCAACAACUGUUUGUCUUUUCCUUACUGCUUUGUUAGUGAUGAGCAUUGGCAUCAUUGGUGGUGUGUAUCUCUACAGACAGUUUGCCCGGUCACAGAUGCACAGUUUCCGUGGCUGGUGCAGCAUCCCAUAUGAGGGGACCAAGGCAACAAUGUACCUGGAUGACAAGAACAACCCCAGCCAACAGCAUGCCUCCCCUUUUGCAGACCAUGAUUUGUUCAAGAGCCUGAUAAGAUCAUCCUCCGUAGGUGACGGUAAAACUGACGGCUUCUUUCAAGAAGAGUUUGAAAUAGACUUGGAAAAUGAGGAUUAUGAGAAGAUCAACGUGCCUGACUUUCGGGAUGGACGAAGAGGACGUUUCAUUCAUGAUUUUAAUUCCAACAAGACUGGAAUCAUUGAUUUGGAUGGACACAGAUGCUUUGUGAUGCCUCUGAAUCGCCAGCGAGUUCUGCCUCCAAGAUCUUUGUUUGACCUCAUCAGGAAAAUGUGGGAUGGUUACUAUGAGGUGGACACUGAUGUGGUGAGGGAAACAAUGCGUGUGGUGACACCACCUAUCACUGACUACAAGAAUGUAGGCUAUUACAUCUCACGCGAAUGCAGCGGAGUCCCUACAUAUAUGUUGGAAAAAGUUGUGACCUCUGUGUUCAAGAGGAGUGCAGAAGAGGAGAACACAUUGUUUGCAGUGUAUGCAGGGGACAAAAUUCUUCAGUUUAACAUUGUCAAUAUGCCAGAGGUCCUUGCUUCAGAAAAAGAGCAGUCCAACCCUUAGGCAUGGAAGAAGUAUGUUUCACAUUAUAUAUAAUUAAGAAAAUUUGUAAAAUUGCUAAGAUGUUUCCAGAUUUAUAUUUCACUUUGUACGUUGAUUUGUUUCCAUCUAAGGUAGGGUCAAGCAUAGACCAAAAGACUGAUUCAGUACUAGAGUUUUUGUAUGUCACUAUAGAAUUGUGGUAUUAUUUUGUUUAAAUUGGACUGCAUCUAGUGUCAGGAAUUCUCCUAGAGAUAAAUAUUACAACUUGCUUAAUACACAGUGUCAUCUUUUUAUAAUACUAUCAUAGCUACAUUUGUUUUUGGCAAUAUGAAUGCACAACCAGCAAAAACAGAAGAGAGUGGCCAUGUGAA